CGAGGCGCGUCCAAGAUUCACGCGGAUAGGGAGCACCCAUCGCCGACGGCUGUGCUGUCAUGGAAGCCACAAAGUCGCAAAUACACGUUGACCGCGAGCUGGUGGGAGGCCCGCUUGUGUGCUGUCCUGGUAGUGUGCCAAAGGCGCACACGUAUUGCUGCGGGCCGUGCGGGCUCGGCUCCUAUGACGCCAUCAUAGCGGAGCACUGGGCGCGCGAGCCCAGCAAGUGGAGCCGCGAGUUCGACGGGCGGCUCGAGAGGUGGGAUGUCGAAGCCAAGCCUCCUCUCGAGCUGAGCAUGCCUCAGCUCGGCUGGCUCGACUCUCCGUGGAACCCGCUCUUUUGCCUCUCCGUCAUGUACCCGCGCUCGCUGAGCUGCUGCGCGCCGAUCGGCUGCUGCCUGUGCUGCCCGGGGAUGCACACCGUCGACGUCGCCUCUCCCGAAGCCUUUGUGCCGGUGAUGCUUGGAGUGGCGGAGGAGCACAACCUGUGCCCAGAGGAGCUGCGGGGGCUGCUUUGGAUGGAGUUCAACAUCGCUCCAGAGACUCUGAUUACCCUCGACGAUGUCGAGUGGAGACGCAACCCCAACGUCGAAUGGGAUGGGUUGCUCGGGUUCAAGGGCAACGGCAACCGCACCACCGACGCCAGCUGCGCCGGGACCUGCCUGACGCUCUUCUCGACGCGCGACGGCGGCGUCAUGCGGUUUUCAACCUCCCCCUCCGGAAGGUGGAUCGCCAUCCCGCUCGGCGCGAGCUUCCUCUACGUCCCGCAGCCUGGCGACAAGUUCACCUACCAAGGGAAAGAGGUCGAGCUCGAGCCUGGGGACUUGAUCCGAGUCUCCUACCCGAAGUGGGAGAAGACGACCGAGCUGACCCAGGCGGUGCAGUCGUAUGCGUAUGUCGUGCGCAAGCUCGCCGCGCGCGCCCCCGACGGCUCAGCUGCGUACACCAAGCACUACGACCGCUUCCGAGAGUGGAGCGAGGGGCCGUGGCCGCACCCGCCCCUCUGCGGCUUCUUCCUCUGCCACCUCAGCGGGGAGCAGCGGCGAGAAGACAUCACUCGCGCACUCAACCGCUACCAGGUGCUGAUGUUUCCGCCCGCGCCCCGCGCUGGAGCGACCAUGCACCGAUAAGCUGCACGUCGGGCGCCUCCUCCUCGGGCGCCCCGAUGGAGCCCUAGAGAGAAGAUGAGAUCAUGUCAGCCGAAUGCCUCGUAAUAAGAGACAAACGGCCUAGAGAGAGCAUGUCGGCCGAGAGUCUUGUGACAGGAGACAAAAGGCCUGGAGAGAUAGACGGCCUGUACGACAAACGGCCUGUACUAGCGAAAUCAUAAUGGUCCCAAAAA
Emiliania huxleyi CCMP1516 is the source of this 1342-nucleotide messenger RNA. RefSeq lists its product as hypothetical. The transcript is spliced from 3 exons. Lineage: Eukaryota; Haptophyta; Isochrysidales; Noelaerhabdaceae. Bases 60 to 1130 code for a protein of 356 amino acids. The record is from RefSeq and is a predicted model, not a curated record.